AUGAGCGCCAACGCCCAGUGGGACAUCAGCAGGGCGCUGAGGGUGGCCAGGCUCUUCCACCUGGUGUGUGGAGUCCGGGAUGCCUGCGUGACCCCGUUCCUGACCCUCUACCUGCGGCAGCUGGGCCUGGCCGCGCCCUGGGUGGGCAUCCUCAUGGGAACCAAGCACCUCAUCGCUGCCUUCUGGGCUCCCUUCUGUGCCUUCCUGGCCAGAAGCCACCAGAAGCGGAGGGUGCUCAUGACCGCCUCGCUUCUGGGCUCGGCGGGGGCCAGCCUGUUUAUGGUCCUGGUGCCACCCCUGGACAGAGACCCAGGGCACCGCCGGUGUAACGGAAGCCACAGCUUGACUGCCGAGGGCCCACCACCGGGGGUCGCACUAACUGUGACUGUCACCUUGACCUCAGAGCCAGCCUCCAACUCCCCAGCGGGGGUGCUCAGCCUCCCAGGGGCGAGGAGUUCUGGGGUCGCUGGAACCCGUGGCUUCGGAGAAGGGCCUGGGGAAAGUGGCCAAGAACCUUUCAGUUAUCCACCUGGCUCCUCCAUGGGCUCCACCCAAGGAACCAGGAACAGAUCUGGAGUUCUCCUCCAUCCUGACACUCCAGGAGUGACAGGUUCUCCCCGAGAAGGUGCUUUUAGAGUGGUCAGUCCGCCACUCCCUCUGUCUGCUGGGGGCACGGCCCUGGCAAGUCCAGCCAACCAGUCGGCAGCCGAGGGGGACAGCAGGGCCCUCGGCCUCUCCUUGGAAGGGCAGCAGUGGACUUUCAUCCUCUCGCUGGGCUCCACGGUGCUCUGGGAGCUGCUGACAUCCCCUCUGGAGCAGGUGGCUGACGACAGCCUCUACGAAUACCUGGAUUUUGUGGACGCCACUGACCGCUACAGAAGCCUAUGGGUGUGGAGGCUGCUGGGCACAUCAGUCGGCGUGUGCAGCAUUGCGGCCUUGGUGGGGCCGCUGGACUGCUUCCUGGCGACCAGUGGCCCGCGGGGCGUGGUGCACUUCUACGGCUACUCCCUGGUCAGCGCCCUGGCUUUACUGGUGAGCAUCGCCUUUCCCGUCCCCGUCUGCCGGCGGCAGGAGCCCAGCUACAGGACGGUCAAAGCCCUGUCCCUCGUGGUCGGCGACCCCCACCUCACCGUCCUGGCCCUCACCAUCUUCUUGACAGGAGGCGCCACCAGUGCAGUGCAGAACUUCCUGUUCUGGCAGAUGAAAGACCACGGGAGCAGCGAGCUGACCAUGGGUUUCUCGGUGGCCCUGGGCUUGCUGGGGGAAAUUAUGCUUCAUCCUUUCAAAGCUCCGUUGCUUAGGAAGCUGUCCAGGGUAGGCACGCUGGGGCUGGGGCUGGGCUGCCUGGCGGGGCAGCUGCUGUAUUACUCAUUUCUCUGGAGCUGGUGGUCCGUCCUGCCCGCUCAGAUCUUGAGCGCCCUCAGCCACGGGGCUCUGUGGUGGGCAGUCAGUACCUCCAUAGAGCACCUGGCCACUCCUGGAACAGAGAGACCCCUGAGCACCGUGUUCCGAGGCCACGUCUGUGGGAGCGGGGCCAGCCUGGGAAGCUUUGUGGGGGGCUUCGUGGUGAUGCGCUUCAGCCUGCCUGUGCUCUACCAGGCCUGCUGCGUCCUCCUGUUGCUCUGGCUGGCCUUGUUCCUGUCCAUCCAGCCCAGACUGCCCCAGGAGCGGAAAAUCAACUACUCCAAGCUGCUGGCUGUGGAGGCCAGUGACACAAGCGACUCUGAGCCGGGGACUGAACGGGACUGGCUAGUGAAGGCCAUGAGGGAGGAACACUCUGACUGGAGGGGCUGA
Molecule: messenger RNA, 1794 nt
Organism: Budorcas taxicolor (takin)
Lineage: Eukaryota; Metazoa; Chordata; Mammalia; Artiodactyla; Bovidae
Gene: MFSD6L
Product: major facilitator superfamily domain containing 6 like
Exons: 1
Coding region: 1-1794 (597 amino acids)
Cellular component (GO): membrane
Source: RefSeq, a predicted model, not a curated record